Pocillopora meandrina is the source of this 838-nucleotide messenger RNA. The record is from the annotation of a GenBank genome assembly. NCBI's taxonomy places the organism in Eukaryota, Metazoa, Cnidaria, Anthozoa, Scleractinia, Pocilloporidae.
UAACAUUUAUGAAUGCUUUUUUAAGAGAUCUUUCGCAAUAGUUUGUCUCCUUAGGCCUAUAAAAUAAGAGGGCUUAGAUCUACGACUCAGAGUGAACAAGAAGAGGAGAGAGACGGUAAUAGAUACCAAAGAGUCAAAAAGAUGAAGAGUAACGUUGUAGGAAAAGUCAUCUGUGUCGUGUUUCUAUUAGUAAUGCUGGCCUCCGAAGGUGAAAGCAUGGGCACUUUCAUUCCAGGAGGAAAACGAGGACUGGAUAUCAACAAGGUUAGAUUAUUAAAGAAAGGCUACAUUUUUUAAAGUUUUUCUGUUCUUGUCUCUGUCUUUAUCUUUUUAAACUAAAGGGCUUUUUAGGAAAAAUCAAAUUAUUUGGAGUGUUACGUUUGGACAAUUUUUUGCACUGACCCAUCCUGGAUUACUCAAACAAUUAUGUGCGAUUAUGUUUUGAUGAUGAAACCGUCUAAAUGUAAAUGUACCAAGUUUUUUUAUCUUUUUACUACGUUGAUUUGGGUGGGAGGAACAAUUUUAAAUUGAAAGUAAGAAAAGAAAAAAAAAUCAACGACAACAGUAUUCCGUGACAAAUUGACGGCUCCUUAGUAAAAGUACAUGAUGGUGUCAUUUAAAUUUGUAUGUGAAAAACAAUUUUCGUCAAGAUAUUAUAAUCUCUUCUUUCGUUCACUCACGUUAUAUUUGCUUUCCUUUCCAGUUCAGAGAAGCUAAGAGCUCUUUAUGCAGGGCUUUGGAAUGUUCUGAUUUACGAAUGGCCAUGGCAUCGCAGAACGAGAUACAAAGAAAGAAAAAAGGUUCACAAAGAGGAAACAAAGGACAUGAUUUACAUUAA